CGAGCGUGAGUGAAGGGGGAGUAAGUUGUUGCGGCGGUCGUUACCAGAGGCCCGAUCUUGCUCGCUCGGGCAUGUGGAAGUCAACGUCGUCGAUCGUGGGCAAGACCAGCGGCUUGGAUGACCAGCCCAUGGUUCUGCAACAAGAAAUCAACGAUUUUCUGCACGUUGCGCAGAAUCGCAAGCAGCAAAAGCUUGUCCCGCGCAUCAACAAGGUCGACUUCACCAAACCUAUGCCAGAGACUGAGUUCGCUCUGUGCCUUCAACUUCAAAUAUACAACAAAGACUUUGUCGACGGGUGGCCACUCUCAUCCAUGACAUCCAUUGCAUCCAUGUCGCUCGCGUCGAUAUCCCUGGAGCGCGACCGGGGCAAAUUCACACUGGUGAUGCGCAUCCCCAAGAAGUAUCCCCAUGCAGCUCCAGACAUUUCGUGCGUCACUGGCGGCGAAUACAUUCCACCACAACUCAAGCAAGGCCCUACCUUUGUGAUGCCCUGGAUCCAACAAGGGUGGCCGUCAACGUAUUCACUUUUGCAUUUUGCAGAGGACUUGUGCACGGCCCUCGGCGCCCCCGAAAACAUUUCCACGACCAGCUUUCUCUCUGAGCAGAAGGUGUUUCCUCUGGAUUCGAGUCACAUUGGGUCACGAACAUCGCAGCGAGUCCUUGACCAUUCCAAGGCAUCGUGUGGCAGCAACGAACAUGCGACGGACUUGCUCAUGUUGCACGACGAGCCGGCAAAGCCGUCGCCAUUUCAAGGAGGGACGGCAAAGUUGGCCACAGCGACACCAACACCCACAAAUCCGUUUGAUUCUGGGCCACACACCUCCGUGACGAACGUAACAGCGUUGAAUCAAAGCAAUGGCGGGGAUGUGUCAGGCAGCGCAAAGCGAGGGUCGCCGCACCCAACCCACGAUCUGUUGGGCAUGCACCACCAGCUAACUCCAAGUGCCCAUGGGCAUUCCAAUGGCGCACCCGUAGUGGAUUUGCUAGGGAUCGAUUUGGGAAUCCAGCCAUCACCACCUCGAGCCAUGCAAAGAAGCAACGACCGUAGCGGGGACAGCGGCCAUCUGGCGAUUCAAACGACUACUCUUGGCAACACCAGUCCCCAGGGGAACGUCCAGUCCCCCCGUGGGCUCGAAAUGCGAUAUCAAAGCAACGAGUGCUGCAUCAAAUGCAAAUUCAAGGAUGAAGCGCGGCGGUUUGUCUUCGAGAAAACGAUGACGUUCCAGCAACUGCAGGACGCGAUCGUUCGUCUUUUUCAGUUUCCCCCGGCAACUAUCGUAACCUUGGCAUAUUUGGACAGUGACGGCGACAAGUGCGGCCUGUCGUCGGACGAGGAACUUCGCGCAGCGCUCUCUCACUACCCCGACACAUUGAUUCUUCAAGCCGACAUCAAGCCCGGCGAGCACUCAAAGAAGGCCGAAUCUCUGCCACCGUCACCGCUUCUCCCUGCCCAACCCAAGGCGGAAGACUCGAUUCUUCGAGAAAUCAAGAUCGAGGAUGUCAAGCUGGAAAAGUGCAUCGGAGUCGGAUCGAGCUGCAAAGUGUACAAAGCAAUCUGGCGAGGCACAGAAGUCGCCAUUAAAAAGUUCACGUCCCAAAAUGCUGAUACUGUGAACAAAGAGUUCAGGCAUGAAGUCCAAAUGAUGGCGCACUUGGGCUGCCAUCCGUGCAUUGUGCUGCUUUUGGCCGUAUGCUCAACCCCCAAAAGCAUUGUGUUCGAGUACCUUCCGUUUUCACUUUUCGAGCAAAUCAAUGGCUCCCAGGACCCGUCCAAGAAAAUACCGCCGUUCCCAAACACGUGGCAAAAGCGCCUACAGAUGAUUAUGGACGUGGCGCGGGGGCUCCAGUUCCUACACUCGUUCAAUAUCGUGCACCGCGACCUCAAGUCUCUAAACCUGCUCAUCACAGACGAAGGCCGCGUCAAACUUGCAGAUUUUGGCAUUGCUAAGCUAGCCCAGGACGAGUUCAUGACUCGAUGCUGCGGCACGUACCAGUGGAUGGCUCCGGAGGUCAUCGUGAGCCAGUCGUACUCUGUGAGUGCGGACAUUUACAGCUUUGGCGUUGUCAUGUGGGAAAUAUGCGAAGCGUCCGUGCCGUUUGCCGACACGCCUGCGGCCCUGGUCGCCAUGGCAGUCAUCCAGGAGAACAAGCGACCUACCAUCUCGCCCAACAUCCCAACGCCGUUGAAGGAACUCAUCUCAAAGUGCUGGCACAAAGAAGCAACCGUGCGCCCUGAUGCGGCCACAAUUGUGAACGACCUGACCAAGUUUCUUCAAGCUAGCCAAACACCGACGUAAUCGACACUUGCAUGCCACAUGAGGUCAACGCUUUCGUCAUGAUGACUCAACAGCGAUGGAUGCACUCAAGAACUCGCUCGGAGAUGGCGCGGAAGCUGCGUUAAAUAAGAAUAUUGGCGGUGUCGAAUGGCGUGGUCUGUA
Aphanomyces invadans is the source of this 2438-nucleotide messenger RNA. Its product is annotated as TKL protein kinase. Bases 72 to 2297 code for a protein of 741 amino acids. The transcript is spliced from 18 exons. Gene Ontology annotation, biological process: protein phosphorylation. Gene Ontology annotation, molecular function: ATP binding; protein kinase activity; protein binding. Lineage: Eukaryota; Oomycota; Saprolegniomycetes; Saprolegniales; Verrucalvaceae. The record is from RefSeq and is a predicted model, not a curated record.